Molecule: messenger RNA, 632 nt
Organism: Notothenia coriiceps (black rockcod)
Lineage: Eukaryota; Metazoa; Chordata; Actinopteri; Perciformes; Nototheniidae
Product: pterin-4-alpha-carbinolamine dehydratase 2-like
Exons: 4
Coding region: 164-565 (133 amino acids)
Biological process (GO): tetrahydrobiopterin biosynthetic process
Molecular function (GO): 4-alpha-hydroxytetrahydrobiopterin dehydratase activity
Source: RefSeq, a predicted model, not a curated record
GUUUGCAAGACCUGUAUGGAGCCAUACCCAGACUCCUUUAGAACACGUGGGAUUUUAAUCAGGCAGUUAUCCGAACAGCUAUGGUAGAGUGUGUGAGUACAGGAGAGGAAACAGGAGAGCAGGUGGUUUUGGAAAGAGGAUAACAGCUGACAAAGGGUCAGUUAUGUCUGUGUUAAUGUGUGGCCUGAGGCCCUGUAACCGUGUGUUAAUACGGAGCAGUCUAAUGCUGUCCGGGCUCUGCAAGAACCACUCGUCUAAAGAGUCUUCCCACUGGCUGUCCCCUGCAGACCGGGAUCAGCAGGUGAAGGAGCUCAGGACCGCAGGAUGGGUGGAGGUGAAGGGUCGUGAUGCCAUCUUCAAAGAACUUCACUUCAAAACCUUUAAUCAGGCAUUCGGCUUCAUGUCUCGAGUGGCUCUGCAGGCAGAGAAGAUGAACCACCACCCAGAAUGGUUCAAUGUUUAUAAUAAGGUCCAGAUUACAUUGACCACACAUGACUGUGGAGGACUGUCAACACGGGACGUCAAAAUGGCAAAGUUUAUUGACAAAAUUGCACCUUCAGAUUGAGGUUUUUGUCUUCAAUCAGAAAGUUUCUCUGCAAAUAAUUAUUCCUAAUAAAAAUGAUUUAAAUAUG